GCGGCUUUCGUCCAUUUGCUAUCAAUAUUGCACAGAUAAUAAAUGAAGCAAAAGAAGAUAUUGCCCAAUAAUAUGGUCCAUAAUUGAUCCGAGAACUCAUUUCAUCGUUCCUUGGUUGAUAAUGACAUAGACGUACCUUGUCUUGUGCAAUAAAUAAGUUCUUGAAUGUCUCGUUCAUGGCCACCUCGCCGUCCGUGUCUUACCCGGCUUCCUCCUCCUCCUCAUCUUCUUCUUUUCCUUACCCUCUGAUACUGCCAACAAGAGAAGUGCAGUAAUAUCAUAUUGCCUGUGCUGAUUCCUUAAGCCCACCACAGCUUCAACGCCUAGAACUUAACAAUCAUAUCAGUGAAUCAGCCAAAGUUAUUCUCAUAGUAGCUGAAGUACCGAAGUAACUCUGAGAUAUGACAUGGUCUUUGCAAUCUGGUUCCGCAAGAGCCACAGUGGAAGAGGAUCCUAUGGACAUCUCGCUUCGGACUGGUAGCCGAUUGGAGAUCUGAUAGUGUACACGGAUCUUCCACACCUCGACGGGGAUACGCGAUAAGAUUUAUGUGACUCCGCGAAGAUCGGACAAUCUGACCUUGAAUAAGCCAGUGGGUCCUACGUCAACGACUAGUCCACAGCCUUCUAAAUCAAUUUGGCAUGUGGUAAUCAGAGGCCAAACCGUUAGCAUCGCUUUGGAGAUUCAAAGGAGAGAAGGUCGUACUGAAGGUUCUCUAUAAAUUGGAUGCAUUGCCAGAGCUCCUACGCACAAGACUUGUAUCUCCCCAGCUAACUAAUGGCUUCAGCUGUCCUCCUAACCUGCUCUUGUGUUCUGUUUCUGCUCCUAAGCUACCGUUCUCACCUUGCCAAUGGAGAAGUACAGAGCUACCAUAAGGUUCAAAGACGUUCUUUGAAUCCCGGAGCAGUCUGCUCUCCGCUCAAAGGAUCCAACGUUACCUCUAUACGGUUGGUCAGUCGGUAUGGACCCUGCUCCCCCUUCGAGACAAAGGAACUGCCAUCACUUGAACAAAUCCUUCUUAAAGACCAACUUCGAGUAAAUUAUCUCCUAAAGGGUGUCGCGAAGUCUUCUACUGAUGAUUCCAAGGUAAGCAUCUCCGCCAUGGACGCAGGAGAGGAGUAUGUGAUCAACGUCAGCUAUGGCACCCCCGUCCUAGAGCAGACUGUGACGAUCGGCACCGGAACCGACCUGAGUUGGAUCCAAUGCAAACCAUGCAACGUGUGCUACCCGCAGGAGCAGCCGAUCUUUGACCCAUCCCAAUCAUCCACCUACGCCGUGAUCCCUUGCAACUCGCCGACCUGCAGUCAGCACCAAGGCAGCUGCUCUAGCUCUUGCGCUUAUAACUUCACCUACAUCGAUGGGUCGAACAGUUCAGGAGUCUACAGCCACGACAGACUGACGCUAUCGCCUAACGACACGAUCGAGAACUUCCUCUUCGGGUGCGGCACCGACAACAAAAUGGUAUUCCAAGACGCCGCAGGGCUCGUGGGUCUUGGCCGUGGCAAUCUCUCUCUGGUGUCUCAGACGUCGCAACUUUACCACUCGGUCUUCUCCUACUGCCUUCCUUCGACUUCCAGCAACACGGGGUUCCUAAAACUGGGCGAACCUGGUGACGACUCCAACACCGUUUACACUGCAAUGCAGACCAACUCCACGUUUCCAAUCUUCUACUUCGUUGACCUGAUCGGAAUCAGCGUAGCCGGGCAGCAGCUCGCCAUUUCGCCAUCGGUUUUUAGGUCCGGUGGCACGAUAUUGGACUCCGGCGCUACGUUCACUUACCUCCCGCCGUCGGCCUACGAGGCCCUGAGGUCGGCGUUCCAGGAGCAAAUGUCGGCAUACCCUCUUAAGCCUCCUAACGGAAUACUUGAUACCUGCUAUGACUUUAGCGGCUACGAGACCAAACCAGUUCCCGCCAGCAUAACACUGCACUUUGGUGAUGGAGUCACCCUGGACGUCGACUCGUCUGGGAUCCUCUUCGAUGACUGCUUGGCAUUUUCUGCUAAUCAAGUUGUUGACACCGGGGUUAUUGGCAAUGUGCAGCAGCGAACAUAUGAAGUAGUCUACGAUGUAGGAAAUGAGAGAAUUGGAUUCGCGCCGAACGCUUGCAGCUGAUCAGUAUCACCUCAUGCAUAUAUAUAAAUAUAAAUAAAUCAAUAGCAUGAGGCAUAAGGAUAUAUAGCAUGCACCUGCAGCUGGCAGUCAGCCUCUAUUACCUUCACCAGAAUUGUCUACCGUUCUAUUUCAGCAUCCACCUCCCUGUUCUUCUGUACGUGUGCCUCUUUUCUUGGUUAAUUAUGU
Molecule: messenger RNA, 2296 nt
Organism: Musa acuminata AAA Group (dessert banana)
Lineage: Eukaryota; Viridiplantae; Streptophyta; Magnoliopsida; Zingiberales; Musaceae
Product: aspartyl protease AED1-like
Exons: 2
Coding region: 776-2110 (444 amino acids)
Biological process (GO): proteolysis
Molecular function (GO): aspartic-type endopeptidase activity
Source: RefSeq, a predicted model, not a curated record